CAUCUCUACUGGGCUUCUGUUUAGGACCAAAUGUGUGGUGGGUGAGGCACAGACAGAUGCUGAGCCCAGGACACUGAGGUGGGCUAUUCCUGGUGGCAGGAGGCUCUGGCUCCAGCAGGAGGUAGUGUCCUGCUCCACCUUGGGGUUUGGGGUGGCCUGUAGAUUUCUCUCCAGCUAAGGCCUGGAUGCCAAGUUCAACCAUCCCACUCUUCAGGUGAGGACUCUGAGGUGGGCUGUACUGGGCAGGGGGAGGUGGGCAAGGAAGUGCACACCUACCGCGGGGUCUGACGCCGGGACCCAGAAGAAAGGAGGUCAACAGAGUGGGCCCCUUCUAGAACGUGCAGCCCAGAACUUCUAGAACCUAUGCUCGGCCUGGUUUGGACAGCCACCUGGCCUUGCACCUGUCGCCCCUGUGGUCUUUCGCGAGCCGCAGCCCUGGACACGCUCCUCCCCCAGGUCCCCAAGGGCCAGAUCAGCGGCCUGCCCACUAUCUUCAGCGGGAACCACUUCCAGCUGUGGGCACUGGGUUGCUUCUGCACCGAGCGCCACCUGGCCAAGCGCCUCAAAAACAACAGCUUCUACCCGUUCUCGCGGCAGCAGCCCAACGUCUUCGUGCUCGAGUACUACCUGGACACGCUGUGGAAGGGGACGCUGCUUUUCGUCGUUUGCCUCGCACUAGUCAGCUGCGGCUUCCUGAGCAAGGUGCAGGACCAGGAGACCUGGGGCUUCCCCACGUACGGCGUGGGCGUGGGUCUGUGGCUUAUGGUCUCGUCGCUGCCGCGGCGCCGCCUGGUGCUGAACCACACGCGCGGCCUAUACCACUUCUCCAUCCAGGGCCGCACCGUGUAUCAGGGCCCCAUGCACCUGGUCUACGUGCGCCUGGCGCUCAGCUCUGACGCCUACGGAAGGUACUUCUUCCAGCUGGUCCUGUGCGGCCACAAGCUGGAACCGCUGGUGCUGGUGCAGCUGUCUGAGCACUACGAGCAAAUGGAAUUCCUGGGCCGUCGUAUCGCCCGGAAGCUCAACAUCAACUACUUCGACUACCUGACCACGUCCUACCGGCACGUGAUCCGCCACUGGCCGCUGGGGGCCACCUGCAGCCCAGGCGUUGUGCUUGGCAAGAACCGCACAUACGACAAGACCAACCGCUCUCUGUCCGACCUGGACGUGUGACAGCAUGUGCCUGCACCCUAGCCCUUACCCCACUCCCUUUUCCUCCACCCCCACCCAGCCCAUGAGCCCUUCCACCCCACCCUAGGGUGGACAGCGUGGUAGUCUCACCCACCGACCUCCCUUCCAUAAAGCUACCUUUCUGCUCUGGACCCAAGGUUGGGUCUCCCUCUGCUGGGGAUGGGGAUGGGAAGGGCUGCCCUCCAGGGUCUUCCCCUAGCACACACCUCUAAGGGCUUUAGGGAGCCUGUUCUGGGUGGCCUUUCCAGAUGGAAUACCGAUGUAGAGUGGGAACCAAGGGCAGUGGGGGUCUUAGAGGUUGGACUCACCAUGGGACAGGUGCAAGACCCAGUGCCCCUCUUAGCCACUAGUACUUCUCUCCUACCCUGGGCUCCCACCCACUCCCCUUGAAAUUGGUGGCCAGAACUGGGCCUACCAAGUGCACAGGCAUGACCAAUAAGUAGAGCUCUAGGAGUUGGAAUCUGAUUAGUCUAUGCUGGGUUAGGUGUCUGUUCCUUGUCCAAUCAGCAAUGGGAUGGGGCAGGGCCCUGGACAAGCCUCGUGCGUGGGGGUUCAUUCUGAGCUAGACACAUCCCAAAGUUGCUUCUGCCCAAACCCUAGGGUGUAGACUACCUAGAGAUGCAGGCCAGGGCACAAAGCCUGCUGGAUCCGUUGACUUGGGUGUCCAUGUUCCCUCACCUGAGGAGCUCCCCAAAUCUCACUCCAGCACCUGCAGCAGCCUGGGGGCCAGGACCUCCUGUGGGAGCAGGGAAGACAAUGGGCCACAGGGUCCAGGGAGUGGGUGGCAUCUGGCACAGUUAACUGACUCUCCCAGGUCAGCAUGGCCUCAGGGCCAGGCUGAUGACCAAGGCCAUCAGGGACUCAGUCAGCCGAGUGUCCCUAGAACCAGGACCAGCUACAUAAUUUGCCAGGCCCAAUGCAAAAUGAUAGUCUGGAGGCCCUUAUUCUCAAAUUGCCAAGAGUUUCAACACGGCUACAGCAGGGCAAUAACCAGGCAUGGGACUGGUUGGCUGCCCAGAUCAUACCCUGUAGCCUGUGACUGUGGCUCAGCAUCAGGGUCAACUCCAGGUCUAGAGGCUGGCCAGCCCCACGGGGGCACUAGCACUCUGCCUAUCUCUAGGGCAGGGCCUGGCUGUCACAAUUGCUGUAGGGACAAGGGCAGGACCCCGCCCCCCAGAAGAUGGGGGCCAGGGUGGCUACAGAGCGACAGAGCCCAGCUUCUACCAAAGGGGCAGUCUUGAGGUGGUGGUCAGGUGCCAGCGCCUGAAGAGUUGGGGCAGGUUGGAAAGCAGAGUGCAGCAGGUGGAGACAAGGAGUGUGAGGGGUGGGCCGAGGGUAUAGACUGGUUGGGUGACAACUGUGGGUGAGCCAGGCCUGGGAUGUCCAGGCUGCUGGUCGGCAUUGAUGGAGGUCUGAAGGGCACACACCACCCCCUUGGGCUCCGGGAGACUGCUCGGCUUGGCCAGCCGGGGCUCAUGCCUGACCACAUCUUGAAGGCACGGGAGCAGGAUUUGCUGGUGGGCUGCAAGGAGGAAAGCCGCUCAGGGUGUGCUGGCUUUCUGAUACCCAUAUCAGCUUGCACAUUCCUACCCUCCUGGGUGAUCUCGGUUUGCCGCAGUGAAAGUUCUAACAACUUUCAGCACCACAGACGCCACUGACGGGUCCUUACCAACAACAGCCAGUACCCUCCAGCCCCCAAACCUCUACUGCCCAACUCCUUGGACACUCCUGGCCUCAACUGCAGCAGUUUUGUGUUCUCCAGGAAGGAUAAUCUGAGCCAGAGUCUCCCACAGCGCCUGUAGGAUGGAGGAGGAGGAAGCAGGGUGAGCAGAGAGAGAAGCUAAGCUGGGUGCCAGGCCCGCUGGCCACAACCACCCAUCAGGAGCUCUGGAGUUGGAACAGCUGGUCAGAGAGGUCCUUCAUGGGGCCGAAGUGGCCAGAUCUUUGGCUCUUCCGUGCAUCAGUCAUUGCAGGACACGGGCCGCCCCUAGGAGGAUGUGGCCUUGGGCUAGACACUCUCCACAGCCUAGGUGUCCACUCUGAGCGCCCCAGCAGUGGGGCUAAAGUCCUUCCUGGGAGAGCAAGCAUGGACGUUGCCAUGGGGCCCAGAAAGAGGCCCCACAUCUGGGCUCUGGGCUGCCUGGGGUGGAGGAUGCGAAGGAAGUGCAGUAUUCAGGGCGGCAGGGCUCCUGUGAGAGUGGAAAGGUGAAGGGGCAACCAGAGAGGAGGCUGCUGAUGGCCACCAUGACCUUGGGCAGGGAUGGGGAUGGUGCCGGGGUGAGGGUGGGGAGGCUGUUCGUGUGGACACUCACAAGUCUCCCACAAAGGGGUGGAAAGCAGGAGGACAGACCUGGAGGGGUCUGGGUGUGAGGCUAUGGGCCAGGUGGGUGCCCAAGGAGGGGAGGGGGAAGCCCAUGCUGGGUAAGGAGCUGAGGGGUGGCUCUGCCCAAAGCAAGGAGGUGGCAGGCCCGACCACAUGUUCAGUGCCCCACCUGGCUGGGCCAACCCAGGGCAGCCACCCCCUAGCUGCCCACUUGCCUGGCCCUGGCUGCACUUCUCGCGUCUUUGCUUAUUUAUUAACAGAAAAAUGGGAUUUUACGAUAAGAUAUCUUGGGUUUGUCCAAAAGGAUGAGGGGAGGCAGUGAGGGUAGAGAGGAGAGCAGGCUGGCUAUGCGCUGGUCUGAGGGAGGGUGGGCACGGUGCCUAGGGGCACCUUACUGUGCUGUAGGUUUCAUAUUUUCUCCACUUUUGUGUAGUUUUGAUAUUUUCUAUAAUAUAUAUAUAUUUUUUAACCCUGAAACCCGUGUUUUGUUGUUUCAAUUUGUUUUUCUUUGGUUCCUCGUGAGGUGUCUCAUUUCUUGUGUGGAUUGUCUGGUAGCCCCUUGGGAGUCUCAGUAUUGUUUUCUUCUAUAAGUAAUUUCUCUUUAUAAUCAGAAUAUUAGCCCUUUGUUGUGUCCAGUUCACAUAUUUUCUAAUCUUUUGGUAUUGCCUCUGUUUUUGCUUGUCUCUUUUGUGUGGAAAUUUUCAGUUGUCUGGUGACCCAGGCUCCCUACCCCCAGCAGGGACGGGCUCUCUGGGCUGGCCUGACCGGCCAUUACCCAGCUACUCAGGCCCUGUCCCCAUGAGCUUCUCUACAUAGAAUAGGCAAUACCCUUUGGGAUACAGACCCAGCUCCGAGGCCUGCCCCCAGCCCUGGGGCUCUGCCCUUGUGCCUUACCACCAUGCUGCUGCCUCUCUCUCUGAGGUAGCUUUUUCUCUUCCACACUUCAGCACCCUUGCCCAGAGGUGAGUCUCCACUUCCCAGUUUCUCUCUACUGACUGCAGACCACGCCCCGCAACG
Loxodonta africana (African savanna elephant) is the source of this 4531-nucleotide messenger RNA. It is a transcript of the gene CATSPERQ, whose product is annotated as transmembrane protein 249. The coding region runs from base 364 to 1173 and encodes 269 amino acids. Lineage: Eukaryota; Metazoa; Chordata; Mammalia; Proboscidea; Elephantidae. The transcript has 6 exons. The record is from RefSeq and is a predicted model, not a curated record.